AUGGACGCAUCGAAACGUCCUGAAGUCCACCGGGCUGAAGCCGUUGGAGCGUUGGAGGCGCAGGUGGCCGCCUUGAACCUGCGCAUCGAGGACGUUUUCGCCCGCCUCAGCGAGGUGGAGCUAGGUAUUGACACUGCUGGGCGUGGUGGAGUGGCUCUGCGCUUGAGGUUUGAGCAGAUGCAAAGCUCAGUGGAGUUGCGGCUCACCUCGUUGGCCGGCGACGUGGCAGAGGUGUGCACUCGACAACACGCGAUGGAGCGUGGGCUGCGGGCCAACGAGGUGCGCGAAGUCCCAGAUCGCCAGGAGCGGUGGCGCGACAAGUGGGCUGAGCCAGUGGCCAGAGUGAUGGGAUACCCUCCCCAAAACUAA
Molecule: messenger RNA, 369 nt
Organism: Durusdinium trenchii
Lineage: Eukaryota; Dinophyceae; Suessiales; Symbiodiniaceae
Source: the annotation of a GenBank genome assembly